Messenger RNA from Pelobates fuscus (common spadefoot toad), 1534 nucleotides. RefSeq names its product modulator of smoothened (gene MOSMO). Gene Ontology annotation, biological process: negative regulation of smoothened signaling pathway. Bases 170 to 673 code for a protein of 167 amino acids. NCBI's taxonomy places the organism in Eukaryota, Metazoa, Chordata, Amphibia, Anura, Pelobatidae. The transcript has 3 exons. Gene Ontology annotation, cellular component: ciliary membrane; Golgi apparatus. The record is from RefSeq and is a predicted model, not a curated record.
AGCUGUUGGGUUAGCAGCACUUUCAGUUCCGGGUCAGUGUCCGGCCCGGUCUCAGCGCUGGGUUCGUGUUGUUAUUAUUCACCGAGGGAUCUCCCCCCUCUCCGUCUGAGAGGGGAGCUGGAACCCGGGGCCCCUGCAGCAGCGGCGGGGGGGAGGAGGUGACGGAGAUAUGGAUAAACUGACCAUCAUUUCAGGCUGUCUGUUUCUGGCCGCCGAUAUCUUUGCCAUCGCCAGCAUCGCUAACCCAGACUGGAUCAACACCGGGGAGUCUGCGGGUGCUCUCACAGUUGGCCUCGUCAGACAAUGUCAGACCAUUCAUGGACGUGACAGAACCUGUAUCCCUCCACGGCUCCCUCCAGAGUGGGUAACCACAUUGUUUUUCAUCAUAAUGGGAAUCAUAUCAUUGACUGUUACAUGUGGUUUACUAGUGGCAUCUCACUGGAGAAGGGAAGCUACAAAAUAUGCCCGCUGGAUAGCAUUCACUGGCAUGAUCCUUUUCUGUAUGGCAGCAUUAAUAUUCCCUAUAGGAUUUUACAUCAGUGAAGUUGGUGGACAACCAUACAAAUUGCCCAACAACACGGUAGUUGGGUCAUCCUAUGUACUCUUUGUCUUAUCCAUUUUCUUUACGAUAGUGGGACUAUUAUUUGCAGGCAAAGUAUGUUUACCUGGCUGAUGUAAAGGUCAUCCAGCUGACUUUUUAUUGGAAUGGAUAGUAUAAUUUCUUUUUGAGGGUGGGUGGGGAGCUGGGGUAUUUUAAAGACCCCCUGAGGACAUUAUCUUCUCAGGAGAAAGUUUGCCUGUCUCAAAAGGAUAAGAGAAGAUGAAAGACAUUGACUUGUUCUCACUAUGCACUUUGGAUCAAAUGGAGACUUUCUUUCUGUAACCAAAUACAACUAUCAUUAACUUAUCUCCUGAGCAUAUACAUGCAGUCAGGUCUGCACUGUGACGGGGACUCAUGAACGCUUUACACUGACAAACAAAUCGACCUUUAUUACUGUACCUGAUUCCUGUUUUUAUUGUUUUACAAUGGGAGUUGAAGAGAGAGAAACAAAGACAAGAGUAUUUAUGAACGUUGCAUAUAAUCCAGAAGCAUUUCAAGGCCAAGUGAGGCUGGCCUCACUUUUAAGGGGAAAUGGAGGACGUAUGGGAGGGGACUUGGCACCAUGAUGAAUUAGUUGCACAAAGGAGCCACAAGAUCAAAGCUUGUCUAACGCUGUGAUGCCCAACCGUUCAAUAUUUGGUUUUGAGCAAUUUUAGAUCUGCUCCUGUUCGUCAGCUUAAUGUGCUUUGAUCCAUCUAGAGAUGGGCGGAUCCACAAUACAUCACAAUGCCAAUUUUACUAAGGUACUGAUGGACAGGAUGGCUGUAAGUGGCUAUAACGGUGCUUUUUGAAUUUGAAAGGGAAUGUCCCAAUCCUAAAAGCGAACAAAAAACAAAACCUACUUCUAUACAAUGUCUGUUCCUUCAGCGCAGUCUGUGGGUGGGGCUAAACGUACAAAUGGAAGAAAAGAAGAACUAAACACUAACAAAUUGG